Messenger RNA from Linum trigynum, 3557 nucleotides. The record is from the annotation of a GenBank genome assembly. Lineage: Eukaryota; Viridiplantae; Streptophyta; Magnoliopsida; Malpighiales; Linaceae.
UCAUUCAUGUGAUUAAUGUCAUAAACCAAAAAAUGUCAAUUUUCAUCAUUCAUUAAUCUUAUGUUUAUAAACUCUAUUGAUAUCAUAUUAUUUAGUACAAUUUUUAAGUAGUUUAUAUCAUGCUAGUAAAUGAUAAUUAGUAUAUAAACAAUCUAUAAUACAUAAUUUGUGUUCCAAAUUAGACGCGAUACAUGAAUGCUCGCGUCCUCAAAGUCCUAAACCAUCAUAUAUGGUGAGAUAAAUAAUAUAAUUAACCUAUGAAUUAUCAAUAUGCCAACUCAUAAACUAUAGAUUAAUUCACUCAUAAGUCGCUAGUCAUGAAGACUCGCUAACUACUUAAUGGAGUUGGCUCGCGAGCUAAACAAUACUCAUUUGAAACUCAACUCGUUAGUUUACAAGUCAAGUGUCGGACGAAAUUUUUCUGAAUAAGCUGCCCGUUUGGCUCAUUUGCUGCUAGCCAAGUUCUUUGCAUUUGCCGAGUUCUGCAACAGAAGCAAGUAACAAACAUCAUACAAAAGAAAAGGAGGGUUGAAAUGAGAAGAGUCAAAGAGAUCGAGAAGAGGUUGAAUUUGUUUGGUUUUGGCUAAGGGGGAUUGAUUCCUAAUAAAUUGGUUGGUAUUUCCUAUGUGGAGAGACAUUAAAUCAAUUCUUUUGGAGCCUUUCGGAAGAGAGGUUUCGUUUUUCUCCUGUUUCUUCCUCGACGACUAGGGUAAUAACAAAUAAUAUACACAUAUAUAUAUCAUUUUAAUUCUAGUUUCUUAAUUAAAUGAAGACCCAAUUUUUAUACACAUAUAAUAAAUAAAUUAAUAAUAAUAGCUGUUAUACUUACCUUUUAUUUGGUUAGACAUUAAAUAUUUUGGUGCUUUCAAUUAAACUUUUAGGUGGGUGGGUUGAUAAGGGUGAUGCUGGGGAGGACGUUUGAACAUAAAACAACAUCUCUUCCUCCUUCCUCUGUUUUCUCCACUGAGUUCAGUUUACAUGAUUAUCUUACGUAUCAUAUACCACCAAAAUUAUAUAAACCUUUUUUUUCCCCAUACGUUUUAGGGUUCUUCUUCCUGAUUAUAGGGCAACGAAUGAAUGAAUAGACAUAGGGAGAUGGAGCUGUUAUACUAACCUUUGCAAAGUGCAGUGUUUCUGUUUCCUCCUUCUGCAUACUCCUUGAGAUUUUUUCCUCUUCUUCUUCUUCUUCAUCAUCUCCUUCCCUUUUACUAGUACCAACACUCCCAAUUGAAUUCCCAUUCAAUUCAAUUCAAUACUCUCUCUCUCUCUCUCUCUCUCUCUCUCUCUCUAACACCCUCCACCUCUCCUUCCUCCCAUAAUUAAUUUUGAGCUUUAAAGAAAAGCCCAUCUCUCUCUCUUCCCAGCCUUGUAUAUAAUGCCCUUUAACUUGUUCAAAACCACCACCUCCACCCCUCCAAAACUGUUUCUAUACUGUUUCCCUGAUCAAUUUCUCCCUCUCCCCUCCUUAACCAAGCUCUUCUUCUUCCAUCCAUGGUCCAACAGUACUAGCUACCCACCCACCAAUUUCGAUCCCUCUCUCUUUCUCUGUUCCCCUGGCCUGCCUGUCACCGAGUUUCAGAGACACCCUUUUCAAUAAGGUAAGUAAGAAACAGAAAUGGGUUCGGCAAUCAAUCCAAUUGUUGUUCAGAACAAGCAAAGAGUUGUCGGAAUUUGAGCUCACCGUGCGUUUUUCAUGUUGGUUUUGCAGCAGCAGGAUGAGCCGAAGGAACAACAACCCGAAGCUGGAGCUGAAGCUCAACUUGUCGCCACCAAGGGGCGGGAAUAACAGCAACAACAACCGCAUGAGACUGGAGUCCUCACCAAGCCGGUCGGCCACUGUGUCGCCGACUUCGCCGCCGAGCUCCUGCGUGUCAUCGGAGCUGAAUCAGGACUCCGACAGCGGGUUGAGGUAUUCCAACAGCCCUGAAGCGACUUCCAUGGUGCUCGUGGGUUGUCCGAGGUGCCUGAUGUACGUCAUGCUCUCCGAGGAUGAUCCCAAGUGCCCCAAGUGCAAGAGCACCGUCUUGCUCGACUUCCUCCAUGACAACAACAGCAACAACAACAACUGCAACAUGAGGGGAAAGAAGUGAUCCAGAACAAAGUUUCUUAAGAAGAAACAGUAGAGGCAUGUUGGCGGCAACUCUUCUUUAGGACUUUGAUUAUUAUUAUUAUUAUUAUUAUUAUUAUGGUUCUCAGUAGGCAAUCUAUCUUCCUAUCCAUGGUAAGUAGCGCUAUUUGCGCUCCAUUUCUAAGCUUCAUUCUCUAGCAGGAAACUUCAGAAAAAGAAAAAAAAAACAUUAAAAAAGAACCCGGGAAAAAAACACAGAGAGAAUGGCAAAGCAGACAGUUAAGUCGAAUGAAGUGGAGCGCGAAUAUCACUGCUUUUCUUUUAUUUUCUUCUUUUCCUUUCUGGGUUUUGGGGGGUUUGUUGUAGUUUUCCUUUCUUCAUGAGCAAAAUAGGAUUCAAUGUUAUGGGCAAUAUCGAGGGGCAGAAGAAGAUGAAGACCAAUGUAAAACUGGUGUAGCUGCAGCUGCCCAAAUUUUCCAAUGGAAAAAACUGCCUUGCGUACUUUGAAAGUGGCUUGCUUUUCUCUUUCUAUUUCCCUAUCAAACCUUCACCUAUGUUCUUACUUUUGGGAUACUUUGUACCAUCACUUGCCAACUAACCUAUCACAACCAUGCCACAUCAACACAGCAGCAUAGUUCCAAAAUUCUACUGAAAAAUGAGUGUCUGAGAGUGAACCUAACCAGAGGGGAGGUGGUUCCUUCUUGUCUGUGCUUGUUCUGCUCACUAGGGGAGUGCCUGUAAAGAUGGGGGGAGCAACUGAGCAAGUGAAAGUAAAACCUGUGACCACACAAGUUAAAAAAAAAUUGUGUUCUCCAGAAAGAAAAUAAGGCAUCAGAAGUAGAUAUAGUACGGCAGCGUUAUGACUCUACAGACUACAGGGUCCCACGGGUUUGUAAAAUAGGAGUCAAAAAAGUCUCCUGGACCAAAUAUGCUGCCCCAUGCCCAGGCCAAGGGAGGGUAGAGAUGACAGUUUCCUAAGUAGAAGGCAGAGAGAGUCCACAAACAGGGCAGCUUCUACAUCCUAGUACUAAGUUAUGCUCUCUGUUGAAAAAGGUAGAAGGCUGACUGGAGUUGACAAACCAAAUAAGAUCAAAAGCAAAAGUGAAACAAAAAAGGUGGCACAGGGUUGGUUAUUGAGCAAAGCUUAGAGGGUUAUAAAGGUUCGGUCACAUAUUUAAUCACUAACCCACUGAAACCAUAAAGACUACGGUGCAGUAGAAACUUAUAUCACCAUCAUAUUGUAAAGUUCAUAGAAUGAUAAUAACAAACAUGACCUAGGACAAACAUAUCGGAGGCAGCUUAUAUGGUAAUCCCAGGGUAUCUAAUUGAUGGGUGAUUAGCCUAAAAGGUGUAGGAAGAAGGAGAAGGGCAAUUGGGUAAAUGGAGAAGCUCCACCAGGAGGUGGGUUGGGUAGUUCGUGCAUUGAAGCAAAAGGAGGGCUAUAUUAGAUUGAAAGACCAUUAAAAACACAUAAAUGCAAGAGUAAUUG